Spinacia oleracea (spinach) is the source of this 885-nucleotide messenger RNA. RefSeq lists its product as uncharacterized. The transcript has 2 exons. The record is from RefSeq and is a predicted model, not a curated record. Gene Ontology annotation, cellular component: cytoplasmic dynein complex. Bases 303 to 692 code for a protein of 129 amino acids. Lineage: Eukaryota; Viridiplantae; Streptophyta; Magnoliopsida; Caryophyllales; Amaranthaceae. Gene Ontology annotation, biological process: microtubule-based process. Gene Ontology annotation, molecular function: dynein intermediate chain binding.
UCCCUCGAAAACAUCCAAAACAAAAGCCAAAUAUUCACAAUCCAGACUUUUGUCUCUGAACUCAUGUCUUCCUACAUUCUGACGCUCUGAAAAAACAAUUCAAAUUUACUUAUUUUGUUCUGUUCAAUCAUAUUCACUUUCACUUCACAAUUUUUCUGGUUUUUGUCGAGGUUUUACCCUCUCAUUUGCACGGGAAAAACAGUAAUUUAUAUUCACUCUCACUUUUGCAUUUCGUCGAAUAUGUGGAGUGCCCCAAAAGCAAACCCACAUUCUGAGUAAAAGUAUAAGUAUUGAUUACCCAAAUGGCUGGUGCAGAGGAAGAAUUGGAGAGGAGGAGUAAAUUCUUGAGUAGUUUGAUACAGAAGAAGAAAUCAGUGGUAGAAGAGCAGAAUCAUGAGCUCUUAAAUGUCCGAAUAAGAGCCUCAGAUAUGCCUAUUGCCCUGCAAAAUAAAGCAUUUCAAUGUGCAAGAGAUCUUCUUGACUCCCUGCCCAGUAAAAGGGUUGAUAGCAAACGCCUUGCUCUUGCUCUAAAAAAGGAAUUUGAUUCAGCAUAUGGGCCGGCAUGGCACUGUAUCGUGGGCACAAGCUUUGGUUCAUAUGUGACUCAUUCACUUGGAGGUUUCUUGUAUUUUUCAAUUGACAAGGUCUACGUCCUCCUUUUUAGAACAGCAGUUGAACCUUUACAGACUUGAUGCCAUACUGAUCUUUCUCCAAUAAAUGGAAGAUGUUGUCAGUUCUGUAUCUUUUUAAAAUGCUCAAUCAUCUAGCUUUCCCAAUUGUAAUUUUGUAAUGGGAUGAUCCUGUAUAAACAUCAUCUGGACUGUAGUUUUAGAUAUUAUGAAACUAUCUUGACGUGGCUUCUUAUACACCUUGUUUAAAUCUGUU